Molecule: messenger RNA, 13276 nt
Organism: Phalacrocorax carbo (great cormorant)
Lineage: Eukaryota; Metazoa; Chordata; Aves; Suliformes; Phalacrocoracidae
Source: RefSeq, a predicted model, not a curated record
CUGCGGCGAGCGGGAGGCAGCGGCGGGGCAGCCGGGGGCCCUGCCCGCCGCCGCCAGCCGUCAGCGGAAGGAGGAAGCGCCAUGGCCGAGGCCUGGGCCGGCUUCUCGCAGGAGGAGCUGCGGCGCCUGCGAGGCCAGCGCCCAGAUUUGUAUGAACCCUUGAAGCAGCAGCAUCACGCCCACACUGUGAAUAAGAGUCGGAAGCAAACACAAAGAGAAAAAGCCUUCCAGCAGCAAUGUCAGAAGCUGGGACUGCAGGGUGGAGCAGCCUCUGUUCCUCCUGAGCAGUUGCUUUCUGCACCAGAACACAAGCCUGGUCAUCCUAAGCAGCCUGUGCCACCAUCUCAUCCUCCUUCAGCAGGAGAUCAAAGGCAAAGUGACAACCGAGACCAGCAGAAGGAAGUGACUCCAGUAGAUCCUUGUAAUGGCAGUGACAAUGCGCAGACCCACCCUGCAAAGACGAACUCCAAAGUGGAGAAAAAGAAAGUGGCAUUGUUAGUAAGUCGGCAGGAGAAAUCACGAUGGGAAAUACUCCAGCAAGAGCAGCGGCUGAUAGAAGAGAAGAAUAAACGCAAAAAGGCACUCCUGGCCAAAGCUAUUGCUGAGAGAUCCAAAAGAACUCAAGCUGAAACAGUGAAACUAAAAAGGAUUCAGAAGGAGUUACAAGCUCUGGAUGACAUGGUAUCUGCUGACAUUGGCAUCCUGCGGAACCGCAUUGAUCAGGCCAGCUUGGACUACUCCUAUGCUCGCUGCCCCCAGUUGCUCCUCAAGAGAAUCUAAGUCCUAGUGGAUAUGUCUGUUCCUCAUUACAGUUGUAUUCAGCUCAUCAGAAAGCUCAUCAGAUUCAGCUCAUACAGAAGAGCAUCUGACAGAAGAGUUGAAUUGUAAUGGUAUUUACAGGAAGCGCAGGCAUACCAUUUUGCAUAUAAUUUGUGGUUCUCUAGUAGUCUAAAAUGUGCUUGAAAUAGUCCUACUGAUUGCACCUUGUUGUUAUGGAUAAGAUUAUUGUUUGAACUCCUCAAACCAAAAAAGGCAAAAAAUUGUAAGUCAAAAGAUCUUUCUGACAACUACUUAAGAAUAUGAGUUUCCUAGAAGGGAAUAAGUUUAUAUCCAACGAAAUUACUUAAAGCUGAAAAAUUCUCAUGUGCCAUCUGAUAGUGCUGGCACUGUUUCUGCCUGACAGUUAAGAUGCUGUUCUUAGAAUCAGCAGUUUCUGUUCUCUUACAAGUCCCUCAUCAAAGUUCUGGCCAGUUCUAUGUGUCUUUAACUUCUGAGCUUGCAAAACGAACUGGCUGGAAGCCACAUGAAACAGCCAUAAGAAAUAACAAUAGGCAGUCUAGCAUUUGGUCGCUCUCUCUAGACAGGGACCUCAAGAGUUAAAUUGUUUGAUCUGAGUUAUGAAGCUUUUCUCUGACGUGUGAUAUAAACCAAUACCAUGGUGUCAGUUCCACUUUGGAAGUUCGCAAAUGUUUUGAUGGGUGCCAGUAUGCCGAUUUAACAUUCCCCCUGUGCCGGAGCCAAGCAGUCCAGUCAUAAUUGUAACAACAUGUGUGCUGGUCAGAAAUGCCAGGAGAUGAUUUUGGUGCAACAAAACGGUUGGGGUUUUUUUUGUCCUUGUUUUUCCUUUAAGGAAAGAGAACAGUUGGAAUUGGGGCUCUUCAAGCAAAAGCAAUUUCUACCUUUGUAGUAGUCCAUGCAUCUUAUACUGUUUGGCUCUGCUGUCACUGGAGCGCAUUGAAAGCAGGUGCACUGUCCACUCAGCUAGUGUGUUAUAUCUUCAGAAAAAUAGAACUAAAAGUUCAGCAUAAGUCAGGAAUGGGUUGGGUAAGCAGAUUUUUAAGUGAAGGCCUCUCGCAGGUAGAGCUUCUAAUCUGAAGCGUGCUGAGGUUGAACACCCAUGGCAGGGAAAAUAGAGCAACGCGUGAUAUCUGACAGUAACACUGCAGAGCUCAUCACAGGGGACGUGCGUUCUACUGUGGCAAUGUGGCCAUUUUUGUGUUGGGCCACCUCAUUUCCAUUAUGAGAAGUGGAAAACACCGAUGUAUAAAACUGAAAAUGUUACAAAGCACAAUAUAAUUGCCGAUGUUGCAGUUUGGCCAGGAUGUCGGGAUUAACACUCCUUCCUCUGUCAAGAAAUGUUUAAAUGAGCACAGAUGGUCAUGGCUCAGCCUGGAGUUCCCAUGGAUGUCUAGCGCGUGGUGUAAAACACUUGGACAAUCCCCAAUCUGAUUGUAUAUCCAGCCAGCUGAAGUUGGGCUCUCAAGAGGUUUCAGCUUAGGGUAGCUGUCUGGGGAGAGACGAGUUCUCUGUCAGCCAUUCUUCUUAAUACCUUCAGCGAUGCAGUGGAGUCUUCCCUUUGAGCCUGUAUCCCAUCUAAACAGAAUGAUGAAAAAGUAGUAAGAGUGAAAACUAGUGACUGGCGUAGUGUUUGGGAGUACUGUGUUUCCUGACCAGCUUUAUUAAGAACAUGGAAUCAUAGAAUCAUUAAGGCUGGAAAAGACCUCUAAGAUCAUCAAGUACAACUGUCAACCCAACACUACCACAUCUCCUAAACCAUGCCCUGAAGUGCCACAUCUACAUGUCUCGUAAACCUCCAGGGAUGGUGACUCUACCACCUCUCUGGGCAGCCUGUUCCAAUGUCUAACCACUCUUUCAGUGAAGAAAUUUUUCCUAAUAUCCAAUCUAAACCUCCCCUCAUGCAGCUUGAAGCUGUUUCAUCUUGUUCUGUUGCUAGUGACCUAGCAACAUACUAAAAAGGAUUGCAUAUGGGAAAGUUACCCUAUUCUGGUGAAAUUCUGGGGCCAGAGAAAGGGGCAGAGCACUAUUGAAUUGCCUCCCAUACUGGGAUUCACUCUGUUCUGCAUUUUCUGCUUAGGACAGUAGGAUCUAGAGAUUUUCUGUUCCAAACACCCUUUUCUCAAGGGUCAAACUUGGAUGAAAACCCCUGUGAUAUGAAUUGUCCAAACCUGGGGCCUGGUAUUUAGCCAGAUGCCCCUUGUGUGGGAUCUAUGAACAGCUGUUGGUCCUGGACUGAGUUUGGUACUUCCAUGUGAUUCUAUGUAGGCAUAUGGUCUUGGGCGUCUUCUGUGCUCUGCUCUUGUGCAUGCCAUAGCUGUGUAUAAUAGUUCAUGCAGUUGCUGAGAGCUAGAUAAAAUUUUUCUGCAGGCCGGAUCCAACCUAGAAAUUGUAUGUUCAACACUUUGGUAUUAUAUCAUGGUUCCUUUUCUAAUUCUGUGGAUAUAAGCAGGUGUGGUGUGCAAGGGACAAAGGGUUUUGCCCGUGGCAAUGCAAGCAGGGUGUAGAGAUGUAGGCUGGUAUAAUAGAAACCACAUGCUUGUUAAGUGCCCUAUUUAGACUUGUCUGCAUGGUCCUAUUAAAACGAGUGUUGGCUCCUUUGAUGGGGCACGAGACUGGUUUCCUUCAUCAUUUCCCCUGAUUUAUGUCCCAGCAGCAAACUUGUACGUCAGUGGGGAAAGACCAAGUAACUAGAGAAGUUAGCCAAGCCUCACCCCCUCGUCAUGAUAGGACAUCAGAUCCUUCAAAUCCUUGCCUUUGGCAGCCUGUUAGUUACAGGGUUUAAAUCAUGGCUUUUAAGACACAGGUACAGACACUAAAAAGCUUGGGCCUUUCUGAAUUAGGGCCUGGAUUGUGUAGUUAGAGUCAUUUUCUCAAUUAGCUAAACAUAAAUCAGUAUAACGAGGCACUUGAGAGCACUGGGCAGGUUUAAUACCUUGCCUCUCCUGCCUCUGUCCAUACCACUCCCACCUGCUUGUUUGGCUGAUCAGCGAGUGAUUUUAUUUUUCCACGCUGCUAGAGCUGAGCAGUGAGUUUUAAUGUCUGAACUGGUUUUCACACCUGGCACAUGUGUGCAAGUGGUGAGAACUGGGAGAAAUUGCUCUUAUGAGAUAAGUAAAGCAGCCCUUAUGCAUGGCAGAAAUCUGGCAGUCUCAGCACCCUGUGCCACACCAUCCUUCUGAUGAUGGGGACAGUGUCCUAUUGAAUAGGCAGUGGUGGGUGGUGGCAUGAGUGCAAAAAGUGUAGCGGCAGCAGGGAUGUCAUUUGAGUGGGCAGCAAGUGAAAAGCUUGGAGGUUCCUCAUACCCCAAGAGCUGGAGUAACUUAUUUUGUGCCUUUUGAUCCCUUUGGAGUGGGUAUAAAUCAUCCAACAUGAAAGCUCCCGUGCUAGGGACAUCUCCUUAGUCUCUUGCCUCUUGAAGAAUGGGGAAUGAUGUGGAAAGAUGGCUGAAUGAAGGAACAGAAUCACUGUUCACCCACACCAUGUUCACCACGGCUGAAGCUAUGGCACUCCCUGAGUCUGGUUUCGAGGGUUGGAGCUGAGUAAGACAAAAACACCCAAACCAACGUUAAUUGCUCUGUGGGUAAUAAAAGUGAAGCAUGAGUCAUAAAUAAAUCCCUUAAUGAUGGGCCUCCUUAACUUUCCCUAUGCAGGGUUUCUUCCUUUUCUCUGAAGCAGUUGGCAGUGCUGGUGAGGUAUCUGAACAUGUGAUCAUCUGGUAUGAUCCUCUCAUGUUCUUGUUAUCACUGCUGAAUCUGACCCCUCAAAUGUCUCUCUUGACAUUCCUUUUAUCUGCAGUGAGUAGUAAUGGGUCUUUGUUCUGGUUUGCGGGCAUUCCCUCAUGAUGCAGGGCCAAACUGAGCCCAAGAUCUGUCUGCUUGUUUGUUGGGAAGGCAUUGCUCUGAACAAACUGUGGCUCACUCUCAAACUGUGACAGGUUUAUAACAGAACAGCAGCAGUCAAGGUCUCACUGACAGGCAUCAGAAGCAGCUCCAAAUGCGUAAUUGCUGACCUCAUGUUGCUUCUGCAGUAGUACCUGGAAGUCCUGAAGGAGACCCGUUGAGUUAUUUCACAUACACUGUUUCCUCCUUCAAAGAGUCAUUAAAGGAGGUAGUGAACAAAGGGUAGGGUCACGACAUGAACUUGAAACUUAGCAAUGUCAUAAGGCAUCUUGCUAGGAAUUGAUAUCAAGUGAGGCCCUGGCUGUACUACAGUCAGAAGGUCCAGCAACAACAGAAAUAGAAACCCUUUAGCUGCCUACCAUGUAGCUAAAGGGCAGCUGAUGUUCUUGACCAUUGCCUCCACAUGGCUGUGGACCACCGUGUCCCCAGGAGAGCUGAAGGGAUGGAGAGCCCUGGGAGUCAUUCCGAGACAGCAGAUAACUUCAAUUCAUUUGGUGUGACUCCUUCACUAAAGGAUGGAACUAUUUGUCCUGCAGAUGAUGUCUCAGCAAGCCAUGUUAUCUUGCUGCCUUCCUUUCUCCAUGUGGAAGGGUAACCCUUUGCACUACCAGAGCCUUAGGAGGUCAUGAGCCAUCAGCUCAGCAAGGGUACCACAGUAGAAGUGUUUGUCAGCUGUGUAUGGUAUGGCUGAAGAGUCACAAAUUUACUAUCCCUCAGAUUGUUAGUUUGGGCAACAAACUCUAUAAACUCACUGGAGACCCAUGGUGUGAGCCUGUGCUGAAAUCUGGGCUGAGUAUACUCGCUGUCUGCAGUGUGAGCUAGGUAGAGUAAAGCAGGUGUGUCUUUGCAGGCUCGAGUCACUUUUCCCAUUCCAGUGUAGACAAAUCCUCUGUCCCAAGGAAGGGUUAAUGCAUUUCAGACAUCAUCUUCUUCAAGUUUCCCAAUUUGGAUCCCAAUUAAGUUUCUGAACAUCACCUGAAACCCUGCAUCAUGUCUUUGGGUAGUUCUGUAGCUGUUUAGGUGAUGACUCUUGUUGCUGAUUGUCUGUAUUUCAUUGUCUGUAGCGUUCGUGGUGUCCUAAAGGUUGUGUCUCUGGCUUCACUAUCGUGUAAGCUGCAGCUGGUCCCACAUUUUGGUGGUUAGCUUCAUGGCAGACAGGAUAAUACUAUUUGGCAUAAGGAUGUGCUCAUAAAGAACCAGGUCCAUUUCAGCAUUUUUCUAACAUGCCUCUCUGAUCCUCCAAGAAGAACAUCUUGCAGCUGUUUUAAAAAGACAUGCCUGGCGCUCUGCAGGAUUUUCUUCUUGAUUACAGAUCUUUCUUUUCCUGUCUGCUAAAGUACCAAUUGUUUCCUUUUCUGUGUUCCUCAAAUCAAAAUGUUUAGCAAUGGACCUUUCUCCGUAACAUCCCACCACAUCCCCUAACUACUGUGGAGUGUUCAUCAGCCAUACUGACAUUAACCAGUUCUGCAGGAAACCAACACUGCCAAGCAGGCAGGCUCCCGCUCCUGGACUUGCUCAGCAUAUCUGGUAUUGUCAGUGACAGUCCCUGUGAUGCCCUCACUGGCAGAACCUGAGAAGCUAUUUUCCUUGGCCUGGCAGUUGCAACAGUCAUGCUCAGACACUCAUGGUGCUCCCUUCAGGCCUUGACAUCCACAAAGCUAAAUCUGCUUUUCAUAGUGGGGGAGCGACGAUUUGCUUUUCAAGGCCUAGUCCACCUCUUCUGUCCCAGCUGCCCACAACACUGGACUCUUUCAUUACUCAAACCCUCCCAAGCCACCAAUAUGUUUUCUCCUUCUGCCCUUCAACAAGUUUCCUUUCCUCCUUCCAGCAACUGUCAAAAAACUUUCUGGAGCCAUCUUUCCUGCAGGCUAGGCAAAUAACCAGGGCUCCUUAGAGCCAUCAGGUGGAGCAGAGGGUGGGUGAGCACAGGGUGGUCCUGGAAAUGCUUUGAUUCACAGAAUUAAAACUCAGUAGGAUUAAACUCACAGCCAGUUUCAGAAGCCCAGGUCCCUGCUCUUCUUCCCACUUCUCACAGGCUUUGAGCUUAACCACGUUCACCAUUACACCUUAAAUGCUUACACUCAGAAAUCUCUGCUUUCACCUACCAUGUCUGCCACCCUAGAGGUGGCUGUUUUGAGUUGGUCACCGCUGGAGAGGUGACAGAUGAUAAUCCAUCUGGGCAUUCCUGGAGAGAGCCAGAGGGAGACUUCCUGAUGGGGGCGAGGCUGGGGGAAGGCAUUUGGGAUGGCUGCCAUCCACAAACACAUCAAAGGUGCGAAUGGCUUUUAUCAAGAGGCAGUAAAACUUUAAUCCAAAGCCCACUUUAAUGUAUUUGCUACAUAUUUAAAAGGGAACUGAUUUCAGAAAUGCUUUUGAGAGUUUUAAAAAUUCUCCUGGACCUGUGUCUUACAACUCUCCAUUCUGGAAACCUGAUGCUUUUGUUUCUGGGAACCCAGAUGUUCAGGACUCAUGACUGAGGGAAGAACGAGAACUGAAACCAUUUCUAAACCUCUUCUGAAACAUGGGCACAAAUAGGUUUUUUUCUAGCUCUAAACCUCUCUUAAAGUCUGGGGUUUUUUUAAUCACAGACCACGCUUACAGCAAAUACCAUCUCCUCAAUCAGAAAGUGAGACAUCUUCCCAUUAAGUUGUCAAAAAUCCCUCAUUUCCAGCUCAGUAAGGCUGCAAGGAACUGGCCUUUUGACAUGCUGGGGUGUUCGCCUCUAGUCUGGAGCUUUAGGCUGGUCCUGUUUUGCUGGAAGAAAUUUACCUUUAGUAUGGAAGACAGGAGCAAUCGCUGGCAAGAUCAGAGGAGCUGUAGCCUGUCUCAUUUUCUUUCUUUUUUUCUUUUACUGCAGGAGUGUUUAAACAUCACUGCUUUCAUUUGGAAAGGGCGAGUGACUCAGCAAGUGUUGAGAGAAUGUGGUUACAUAAAACCAUAUUUUUAAUACAACUGACAGACUGUCUUGAGAGCUAAGUGUUUUUUGACAGUUUUUAUGCACCUGUUAAUUCAAAGCUCUUAACAUGUGCCAGUUAAAAAGAGCCAGGCACUAAAACAUCCACCCGGUGGACAGCAGGGACUCAGCUGCACACCAGAGCACAGGGAAUCCGUGCAAGGUAGAAACUUGGCUUCUCUUACAGGACCAACUGGUACACAACUAAUUCAACUCAGAGCUUUUGUUUCCCAGUCCUCCUUGGCCUUGAAGAUUCCUGCUUCUGCUUUGUACCUGAAGAACAGAUGACAUUUCUUUGGGUUUCUUCUCUUUGCUAGUCUCAGCUUUUGUAGUUAUCAGAAAGAAAAGAUGCUAAACAACCUGUUAGGGCUACGUCCUUAAAAGGCAUGCACUGACAGUACCUCCCCAGGCUCCUCUGCUUCUCUAAAAUUUUCCUUCCUCUCCACCCCUUUGGUAUUACCAAACUCUCAAUUUAGAGAUUUUCAUAGGGUCAUUUUAAACCUCUCACAGAUCUUCCCUCUGCCUUCUAGGGCUUCCUGCCCAUGCCCUAUAUGCUCACAUCUCAUCUCCACAGAGUUUUGGCUGGCUGUCCACACUGUGGGUCACCUGGUGGCCUCAUCCCUGUGGAGAAAAGCUUGAAAACUCAGCACCACAUAGCAUAAAGGCUCAAAAACCCAGAAGGCAGAGACAAGUAUAUGAAAGCUUGAGAAUUUUAAAUACUUGCAGGUGCUGACACAGGAGUUUCUGUGGUAGAAAUGAGCAUCUAACCCUGAAACAAGACACCACUCAUUUUUUUGUGCAAGCCAUAGGUAUUUACGACUGUGCAUUUGGGGUAUUUUUUUGUGUAAGGUGGGGUUACUAUGCCACUGCCACUUUCCUGCUCUAUAAACUUAGUCAAGCUUAGUCAAGCUCUCAUUGCCUUCAGGAGAUGGGGCUGUGGCAUCUCUAGACCUUUCCUUGGUCUCAAGGCCAAGAGGCAUGAUGACAGUCUCUAGUGUUAAGGCCAAAGCUUUGGGCUCUGAGGAAUCAGGGCACAGCAGAGAGGUGUGUGAAGGCCAGGAACAAUUGUCCUGUUGGAGAGGAAGGGCAAAUGGCCUGGGGUUCAAUUGCAUGCCAGGCCUGUUGGGGUGUUUAAGGUAAGCUGUGUAAACAUUCUGAAGCGGAGGUGAAUCCAACACUGCUAUCCUAGCUGGGUUACAAGUGGGCAGCAGGUUUGCCUGUGGCAAUGGGGGUACCAGGAGUUGGCCCUCACCCCAGCUGAAGGGGAAGGUGCUCUCAGAGGCCACAAGAGCAUAGAUUUGGAGGACGAGGGUGCCUUGGUACAUCCUGCAUGUUGAGCCCUAGCAGAGGAGGUCACUGCAAGGUGGUCAGUGGAGCUAAUGGGGCUUGGAGGGCAUGUGUGAUGUCUAUAGCCGAAGGUGGGAGAAAGCCCUGCUAGGGCCUAGCCUUGAGCACAGAAGGUGUGCUGGAUGUAGAGCUAUAUGAUGUAGAGCCUCAGGUUAGUGGGGUCUUGCCUCAAAUUACAGCUCCACUAGCCUGGACAGUUGCCUGUAAGUGGGAUCUAUUGCCAAGAGCAGAUCAAGGGCUGCUUGUCGUAUACACUGAUCAGAGCUGAUGCCUGGUACCCUUCUGCUGGGUGGUUUUCUGUAGUGGUGCUGAACUUCAAUGUUCUUUCUUGCAUCUCUACUAAGAGGCAUAAAUCCCUUUCCCUACAGGCUCCAUUUGUAGGCCUGAUUGCUUGAGAGUGGGAAAACUCAUAAUGAAUAAUUUGUCAGGAUGGUAUUAGUAUCUCUGAAUGCUUCACGUGAGCUUGAACUCACGUGAGGGUUUUUUUAAGCAGUAAACACUAGAUGAGGGCUUGUCAGGGCAAUAGAUGGGGCUAGGAUUCCACAUCAUUAACAGUCAGUUUUUGCAUUGCAAAAUCACCUGGCAGGACAAAUAUGAUCCAGAUCAGUUGUGUGCACACUGUUGCUUUGUGUUGAAUUAGCUAAAACAUGCUAUAUAGUGUUUAUAUUGGCUUCAUGUUUUACAUUGGCUGGAGGAAGACAUAUGAUACCCCAUCUGGCAUGAAUUCUGUUGGACUAAAGUUACCCCAUAACAAUUCAGAGGAUAAAUUUGACUAGCCAGAGUGGUAUACACUGCAUCAGUGUUUUGCUGCAUGGGGUCACAGCAGUUUUGAUCCAGUCCUGGGUACCCUCAAACAAAACUUUCUGUCUCAGUAGUGCUUAACUGUGCAGGUAUGUGUGAUGCUCAUGAGGAUGUUUCCCUGAAGAAAUGUGAGCUCCACUCCCGCUGAAAGGUUGUAUUAGCGUUACUUCUUAGAUUGUUACUUCAGUAGCUGUUGUGUGUAGACUUGACCUGUAGACUGUGUCUUUUCAGAGUGCACCUUCCAAGCAAGGUUAAGGUGCAGGUAGAAUGAGCCCUGGGUCUGGAAUGAUAGAACUGGAAAGGAUCUCAAGAUGUCCUCUAACUCAUAGCCGCAACCAAGUCCACCCUGUAUGUCUUGACAGAGAGUUGUCCAAUAGUUUCUGCACCCUGCUGUGAUGGAGAAUCUGUCUCUCAGCGGUAGAAGUUUACCUCAAGGUCUAACUGAAACUCCACUGCUGCAGUUUAAACGAGGGUCUUCUUGCCCCAUUAACUGUCUUUGAAGAGAAUGUUUUUUCCUCUUCCCAAGGCACAGCCCUUUCUCUGUGUUACCCUUUAAAGCAUUUAAAGCAGGCUCUGCAGUGAGACAGGGAGUGAAGUAUGUGUGGUGGGAAGCAUCCAAAACUUGCUCAGAUCUGCACUGAGUUUCCAACACUAAUCGAGCCAUCUGUGACUCAUCUUCAUGCUUGUGUGUCAACUCAUGGAGAUAUCCUCAGAGCAAGCAAAGCACUGGAUUACUGCAUGCUCACAUGGACAACACCACCAGGUUUCAUGGUUGUUGUCCUCGUGAGGGGACAGAGCUAUGAUGCAAGAUAAGUUAAUAAAAGUAUGGUUGUUGUUUACAGCUAUAUUCAAACUCUGAAACAUGCUCAGUUUGCAACUACAAGAAAGUGAUAAGAGUCCUAAUCCUCGCAAAAAGCCUAACUACUUUUGAAAACAAGUUGUCUCUUUCCAUCUGAUUUGAAUUUGAGAGAACCGCUCCAUGUCCCAAAGCUGAAUGAUUUUAUCACCUCUUUGCCAGCCAGAGUACAUGAUGACAGAUUUUUUUAUCAAACUAAAGAUUAACUUUGCUGAGAGAUCUCCCAGUUUUCACCCAUCUGAGAAGCCCUGAUGUUUCCUUAAAAUCCCGUCACCCUUUUGCUGCAAAGGUGGCUUGCUCUGAGUGCAAAACAGCUCUCUAAGGCUGGAAAGCAAAGGGAGGCUGCAACACAGGCUCCAGUUCAAGCUUGGAGGUGGGAGCUUCUUCCAUUAAGCUCAAAUAAGAUGUGUAAUUUUUAUUGUUUUUUUUAAAGAGUGUGCUAACAGCAUUCAGUUAGAAGCAGUGUUCAUGGGGUAAAAUGUGUAAACCUCAUUUAGGAUGCUAAAACACUUAUAUUGAUUGUAUUGCUUCAAAAUGAGCAGAGUGAAAUGAAAUGGGCCUUUUUUCUGCCAUGCUCUUCUUUGGAGAACUUCCUGAAAAGCCCUUCCUUGGGUCAGUGAUUGUGCACCAUCUUACAGCCAAAAAGUGCUUGGCAGAAAGGCAAUGAGAAUGUGACCUUAAACUUCAGACAGCAGCAAAGUACUUGAAUGCUGAUGCACUCUUCCCAGCUGCUGCUGGCAAAUAAAUUUGCAGGGCAGAUGCAAUAGCUAAUCUAUCUUGGACAACGGUUUUCUUUUCCACAGCCAUGUGCAGUAAUGAAAAUGGCAAUUUCCAGUGAUACUUUCUACCCAAGAGUAGAUCUGUUGCAGACUUCACAUCCCCUCACUUAAGGUAUCUCUUGAGUCCAAACUCUCUAAAAUCAAGUGACGUGUUCAGAGUAUGGCUUGUCCUAAGGAUCUUGGGCUGGAUUUUCUCACUGUCAGCUAUAGAGGGAUCCUGAUGAGUGACUCAGAUCUGGAGGGGACUUCAGCACAAUAGGAAUUGCGUGGUCUAGAAGAAAAUUGAGUAGCCAGAGCUGUACUAGUAUACUCCUUAGGGUUUCUGGCCAGCCAUGUCCUGGGGUGAAUGAUUGUGACCUGGAUGAAUAAAGGAUGCUUUGUACUGUGGUCAAAUUCAGAUACCUGGGGGAAGGGACCAGGGAAUGAAGCAAUUCUGUUUGCUUUGAACAAAGACAGUCUUAAAAAAGGGGGGGGGGGGAAAAGAUAAAAUAAACCAGAAAUAUUGAGUCAACCUAGGACAUGGUGUUUGACCUGAAACACAAUGUUCCAUUUUACAGUUUAAUUUCAUUUUUUCUAAAGUCAGGUUUUUCAAUAAAACCUCCAAAAGGAUCAUUUCAGAAACACCUACAUGAAGUCAACCUCUUUGCUUUGAAAACACUUUGGAAUGAAAUGUUUUGAAGUCUAAAAAAGAGCCUCCUGUAUUAGGCUUGUUGGUUUUGUUUGUUUUUUUGGCAAAAGGUGCUUGUCAAAUUCAGCCCAACUUUGUGAAUGGUUUAUGUCCCUCUGAAAUUAAACUCUGGUCAAAGUUACUGUUCACUGCACAAAUUGACCCGCUGUAUCUAUGAAUCCACCGAGGGCAAAAGGGAGUCUGUGAUUCAACCCGGAGCUGUUCCACCUCCUUGGAACCAGGGAGGAGAACCCACAGUGUUUUCAUAAAGGAAGCGAUUCAGCUCUCAGUAAUCAAAACCCAGGUCCUGUUUCCUUUCCAAGGGCAUCUGGAGUCCCCUUGCUGCAAGUGGCCAAAAUUCCCAUUGUCUCCACGAGGAGUUAAAGCACGUCCUGCCACCAAAUGAAGAAAAUAGAAGAGCAUGGCAAGAAAUGGCCUGAACCCUUGCUGUUUAUCUGCUUACAAGAAAAAACAUGAGCACGAGACAUGAGGUUUCUUUUCAGGCACUUUCUAAUGACUCAGACGAUCCAACAAAAUAAAUGAGAGCAGCCAGGAGAGCGCUCUGCUCCGAAAGGGCAGAGAAAUAUUUGCCAAUGCAGCAGCUCUGCAAAUGUGUGAGGCUGUUAAGCUCCUAAUCCCAUGUCUUAUUUUUAUGAAUUUUCACACUAGUGGGAUAGAAUGAACGUUGAACCCAAAGACAUUAAUUACUUGGGUCCUUUUUUUGAGAGGAAUUUCGAUGGAGUGUAACGUUUUAAAUUACAAGGUGUGAAAUAAACUCUACAAAACUUACAGCUUUAGUGGAGGAACUCCAAAAUCAAAUAAAAAUGCAAAACCACUGAUGAAGUCCAAUUUACUGUAAAAUGCCCAGGAUCAUGGUGUUCCAGUAAUUUUUUUUUUCCCUACAUACUUUGGUUAAAAUAAUUUAUAUCCGCUGCAGUGUUUAUGUACCUUAAGCUUUAUUUAUUAAAGGAUAUGUAUAUUUCAAGCCUGGUUUUAAUGAGACAUGCUGAAAUCUGUAAGGUACAGUGCGACUUUUGUUCUAAUCAGCACUAAAUCUCGUCUCUUUACUUUUUCUGUGUUGAAAACAUUCAUGUUGGACGGAAAGGGCCGUGUGUGUAUGUGCGUGUAUAUAAAUUUCAGAUAUGUAUAAAUAUAUAUGUAAAGUAAUAAGCAAAA